GGCGCAAUGUUUGCGAGCCUGCUGCUCGUCUCCCUGUGUGUCGGAGCAGCGGCCAUGAUUGACAGCCGGCUGGACGACCAGUGGGAGCUGUGGAAGAAGACGCACGAGAAGAAGUACCAAAAUGAAGUGGAGGAUGUGCGCCGCAGGGAAUUGUGGGAGAAGAACCUGAUGCUCAUCACCAUGCACAACCUGGAGGCCUCGAUGGGACUUCACACCUACGACCUCGGCAUGAACUACAUGGGAGACUUGACACAAGAGGAGAUCCUGCAGUCGUACGCCACACUCAUCAUUCCCACCGACAUCCAGAGGGCACCAUCUGCCUUUGUGGGGACAUACAGCGCUGAUGUACCCGACACCAUGGACUGGAGACAGAAGGGCUGUGUCACCAGUGUUAAGAUGCAGGGUUCAUGUGGCUCCUGCUGGGCCUUCAGUGCCGCUGGGGCCCUGGAGGGCCAGUUAGCCAAAAAAACAGGGAGGCUGGUGGACCUCAGCCCCCAAAACCUGGUGGACUGUUCAGGCAAUUAUGGCAACCACGGCUGCAAUGGUGGCUUAGUAUACAAAGCCUUCCAGUACGUCAUCGACAACCAGGGCAUCGACUCGGACGCCUCAUACCCCUACACUGGACAGUUACAACAGUGCCGCUACAACCCGAAGAACCGCGCCGCCAACUGCUCCAGUUACAAAUUUCUGCCUGCAGGGGACGAGAGUGCUCUGAAGCAGGGGCUCGCCACCAUUGGACCCAUUUCAGUGGCGAUCGACGACAUGCAGCCCAAGUUCCAUCUCUACCAUAGUGGAGUGUACGAUGACCCGAGCUGCACCCAGAAAGUGAACCAUGCGGUGCUAGCUGUGGGCUACGGCACACUGAGCGGGAAAGACUACUGGCUGGUAAAAAACAGCUGGGGAAAAUCCUUUGGAGAACAGGGCUACGUCAAGAUGGCACGCAACAAGAACAACCAGUGCGGUAUCGCUCUGUUCGGCUGCUACCCUAUCAUGUAGCUGCAGAGGGAACCAGUUUAAUCUGUUGCAGAAUUAAAGUUCCCUUCCAUUUUAUGUAUACAGCA
This is a messenger RNA of Perca flavescens (yellow perch), 1061 nucleotides long. RefSeq names its product cathepsin S. The coding region runs from base 7 to 996 and encodes 329 amino acids. The record is from RefSeq and is a predicted model, not a curated record. Gene Ontology annotation, biological process: proteolysis. Gene Ontology annotation, molecular function: cysteine-type peptidase activity. NCBI's taxonomy places the organism in Eukaryota, Metazoa, Chordata, Actinopteri, Perciformes, Percidae. The transcript has 7 exons.